GACACCGCCCGCCCGCGCGUCCCUCUGUCCACCUGCAACAAGCAGGAAAGCAGGCAGGUCCUUCGUUGUCCAACUGAGCGUCGCUUGCCUUGCCGAGCCGAGGUGUGGGGACUGGGUCCCCGGCGGAGGGAUCCGCGGCGGCUAAGGAGGCGGUGCCGGGCUCAGGAGGAAGAGGCAGCGACGGCGGCGGCGGCGGCUGCGGCGGCGGCGGCGGCGCCAGCGGCAGCGGCGGCGAAGGCUGGGGCGGCAGCGUAUAAAGGAGCCGCCGCCGGGUGAUGCGGUUAGCGCUGCGGCAGGCCCAGAAGCCUUGAGGGCCCGGAAGCUGUGCGGGCCCUGAAGCUGUGCGGGCCCUGGCUCUCAGCCCGUCCUGCCUAACCUGCGCUCCCGAACUUACCAUCUGACCCGCUACCGCCGAGGCGGUCUUAGGCCCCCUGGUCCCUUCCCCGUCCCUCCCCGCCCCCGUCCCCACCCCGGGGGGCCGCCGCCACCCGCCUCCCGCCAUGGCUCUGAAGAGGAUCCACAAGGUCUUGUCAUGUUGACCAGGCUGGCCUUGAACUCCUGAGCUCAACAAUCUUCCUAUCUCAGCUUCUUGAGAAGGAAUUGAAUGAUCUGGCACGGGACCCACCAGCACAGUGUUCAGCAGGUCCUGUUGGAGAUGAUAUGUUCCAUUGGCAAGCUACAAUAAUGGGGCCAAAUGAUAGUCCCUAUCAGGGUGGAGUAUUUUUCUUGACAAUUCAUUUCCCAACAGAUUAUCCCUUCAAACCACCUAAGGUUGCAUUUACAACAAGAAUUUAUCAUCCAAAUAUUAACAGUAAUGGCAGCAUUUGUCUUGAUAUUCUUCGGUCACAGUGGUCUCCAGCACUAACUAUUUCAAAAGUACUCUUGUCCAUCUGUUCUCUGUUGUGUGAUCCCAAUCCAGAUGAUCCUUUAGUGCCUGAGAUUGCUCGGAUCUACAAAACAGAUAGAGAAAAGUACAACAGAAUAGCUCGAGAAUGGACUCAGAAGUAUGCGAUGUAAUUAAAGAAAUUAUUGGAAAACCUCUACAAAUAAAGAUAGGGGAACUCUGAAAGAGAAAGUCCUUUUGAUUUCCAUUUGACUGCUUUCUAUGAGCCCACGCCUCAUCUUCCCCUGUGCACAUGUUUACCUGAUACAGCAGUGCUGCGUGUUGUACAUACUUGGAAACAACAAACUAGAAAUACUGUACUUCUGUACCAACAUUGCCUCCUAGCAGAGAAGUGUAUGUGUGACAAGCCAGUUCUUCAGACAUAACCUAGAUAUGAGACUAAAAAGCUUUCCAUAUUGACUUAAAUUUGGAUAACAGCAAGGUGUGAGGGGUGGUGGGUACAUGUGUGUGCUUGGGUGGGGAGAAGCUCCACUGACUUGUAGGAGAUGUUUUUAAGUGGAAUCUGUUUAAACUCCAAACAGUUAUGAAAAGCAAAGUGAAGAACAUGAAGCUGUUUCUGUAUUCAUUUAUUCCGAAGGACCUACAAUUUAGCUGAAAGUUACGACCAACCAGAUUAAAUUCUACCCACAUCCUGUAUUUUGAAGGUCUAAGUUUAACUGGUCAACAUUUAAAUGGAUUGGAGCUAUUAGCACAUAAAGUGUGAUGGGCUUUGUUCCCAACUCUUUACAUCUCUCUGCCCCUUGAACUUUUGUCCUUUUAGCCCCUUUCUCUCCAUAUUCUUUGGUUUGUACGAGGUUUCUCAGUUAAUACAUAGCUAAUAGCUCUUAUUUUUCUUAUGUUUUUAACUGCUUAGGUCUCUUUGGAUGUAAGGGUGAAAUUCAUUUGAUGGAAAUACUUGUGUAUAUUUAAAGACCCAAUUGCUCCUCUGGAGCUGGUACGUUCAAGAAUGAUUAAUCUGUGUAAUAAACUGAUUACUACAGUCAUUACAUUUAAUUUUGUGUGAAUAGGCUUUUUGAUUUUAAGAACUUUGUCUAGCUGAGAUUAGUGGUGGAUUUCCCCCCACUCCUAAAAUGUUUUCAUUUAUUAUACUGGUUACAUUUCAAAAUCAUGAAACAAUUCCAGUUUACAUAGUAAAAAAAAAAACAAAAAAAACAAAAACCUUGAGUAAUUUUAUUGAACUAUGACACAAACUUGAAAGCAUUUUCAUGAAAUGUAUAUGUGCAGCAUUUUGGGAACAUGACUGUUAACUAAGAAAUUUGAUUUAUUAAUGAAUCUAAGCUGCAUUUCACCAAAAUCUUGUGACAUUCCCUUGGUGCGUAAGAGAUAAAAACACAAAGGCAUUGCUGUUCGGUAAGUUAAGCCUCUGUGAUUGUAAUUAUAGAAGUGCAACUUGACCAGACCUGGGAAACAUGAGCACAAUCUUGUAUUGGAGAGUCUGCAUAAUUACUUUGCACUAACAUUUAGAAGGAUGUUCAUCCAGUUUUAAAUUGUAUUGUAUGUGGCUUUUUGAAGUCUUCCCUUGACUAUAGUAAAAUGUAGUUUGAAACUUGUAAACAACUGUGUUUGCCAGAAACAUCAUUCAUGUGAACUAGGCAAGUUACAUUUUUCCUUUUCCAAAUCUAACUGUAAACCAGGCCAGCCUGAAGGCCAUGGCCGAUGCUCUCUAGCCAUCAGGUUCUUUAAAAUGCAUCUUUACACUCUUGCACAAAAACUGAGGAAUAAAUGUCCGUUGCUUUUGGAUUUAAA
Molecule: messenger RNA, 2650 nt
Organism: Cavia porcellus (domestic guinea pig)
Lineage: Eukaryota; Metazoa; Chordata; Mammalia; Rodentia; Caviidae
Gene: Ube2d2
Product: ubiquitin conjugating enzyme E2 D2
Exons: 8
Coding region: 661-1017 (118 amino acids)
Biological process (GO): protein K48-linked ubiquitination
Cellular component (GO): nucleus
Molecular function (GO): ubiquitin conjugating enzyme activity
Source: RefSeq, a predicted model, not a curated record